Paramecium octaurelia is the source of this 1855-nucleotide messenger RNA. The record is from the annotation of a GenBank genome assembly. NCBI's taxonomy places the organism in Eukaryota, Ciliophora, Oligohymenophorea, Peniculida, Parameciidae.
GAAAAUGUUAGAAUUCGAUUCCAUUAAAAAUGCAUUCAAAGAUAAAUACACAAAUCCUUAAUUAAUAGGAACAGGAACAUUCUCAAAAGUGUUUAAAUGCAAUACAAAAAACAAUGAAUUUGUGGCAAUCAAAGUAAUAGCAAUACUUUUCUAUAGAUUGUUGAUUUAGAAAGGAUUUAAAAUGAGAUCAUCCCCUACAUGAAAAACGAAAUAGUUUUGCUUUCGACCAAUUAGAAUAAUAAUAUAGUUUAGUUGAUUGAGGCUGCUCAAUAUCAAUAAACAUUACUUCUUGUUUUAGAGGUAUCUGAAAAACUUUAUUAUAUUUCAGUAUUGCUGCAUUGAUGCUUAAAGCAUGUUGAUAAAAUGGUUUAAAAGAACUAUACCUGAAGAUUUAGUAAUCAUCAUAUUUCGCUAAUUGGUAAAUGGGUUGCAUUCUUUACAUAAGAAUAAGAUCAUACACAGAGAUAUCAAAUUGGCUAACUUAGGAGUGAAAUUAACUACAGAAGAGGAGUAGAGAUUAAUUUAAAAUAAUGAUCUAAGCGUCUUUUACAAUGCAUAAUACAAAUUGCUGGAUUUUGGUUUGGCUAAGUAAUUAACUAAUGAGGAACUCACUAAUACAUAUGCUGGAACUGAGUAAACUAUGGGUAAUUAGAAUUAAUAAAUAUUAGCUCCUGAAAUUAUAUUAGAGUUACCAUAUUCUAUCAGUGCCGAUAUGUACAGUUUAGGGGUUAUUAUAUUUUAAUUGAUAACUGGACAGUUACCAUAUAAGAUGGUGAAAGGAUGUUUGGAGGUGGUAAAGUAUGAAAUGGCAAAUUUUCAAUUGAUCUAAAGGGAAGCCCUUAGAACAGUCGUUCAAAAAAUGCUUAAAUUCGAUCCCAAAGAGAGGAUGACUUGGUCGGAACUAUACUAAAAAGAAUUUUUUUAAAAUAAGUCAGGGUAAACUCAAUCAAUAUUGGAUUUGCAAUUAAAAAGCAAUCAAGAUAUCUAUAGUGAAAUAUAAUGUGAAGACAAUUAAUUCAAAUAGGAUAUCUUCUUUGAUUGUUAAAAUAAUGAAUAGAUAGACAAAUAUUAAUUAAAGCUUCUGCCCAAUUAAGAGAACAAAAAUAUUGCAUCGUAUGUUUGCAAGAAUUUAAUAAAUUAAGAACAGAGGAAUAAAAUUCAGUAUUGGAACAAACUUAGAAACAUCUGCAUACUCUUGAAUAAACUCAGUAGCAAUACUACUAUGUUAAUGAAUACAAUUAAUUAUAUGGCAAAUGAACUAUUGUACUAUAGUUUAAACUCUGAAUUCAAAAGUUAUAUCAAUUAUCUUUGUGAUCUAAAUCAAAAAACAUAUGAUUACUUGAAAAAGGACACCAAUAAUCAUUUUUCAGAAUAUAUCCAGUUCGAAGAAUAUGUUACUUUAAAAAAAAAUAUUGAAACUGAUAUAGAAUUCAAGAUUAUCUAAAAAAAUAAGCAAACUUAACAAGAAUUAAUUAGUGAUUUGUUUUUUUUUGCAAGUCAAUAUUUAUAUUAAUUGAAACCUUUGGAUUUGAGAGAGUUUGAUUUUGGAUAGGAGGGCUUUUAUGAAUAGACUACGAAUAACAACAUUCUGAUCUAUAAUUAAAUCCUAGAAAUCAUAUACAAUUCUCAUGGCAGGAUGUCUGAACACAAUUCUUAAAAUUUCAAAUUGAUUUAGGGUCAAAUAUAUAGGAUUUUAAUUGAUUUAGCAAGAGUGAGAGCAAUGUUUGGAGCAGAUUGGAAGUGGAGAGAUGAAAAAAUCAAUGAGUUACGGCUUGAAGACUUUGCAAAAGAACCUGAUUUGCUGCCUUAAUAUUUGACUGAAAUCUUAUAAUUCUAUUAAUUAAGAUAUUAAUGA